AUGGCUCCUCGAGUCAACGAUUACCAUAUUUUGCCAACGAUGAUGCAUAAGGGAGAUUUAUGCAUUGGCCACCUGAUCAGCAGUAUCAAGGACUUGAUAAUCAUCAACGAUGGCGACGAUGAAAUUGUAACAUUUGAUGAGCAUCGCAUCAAAGCGUCGCACAUGUUCAAUGUGUCCAUCACUGCGCAAGCGGCAAGCUCUGGGGGCGCUGGCUUUUUUGCAGACGCAGCCUCGGCCGUUUUUGGUGGCAAGAUGCGUCUCAGCAGCAAGACUCAAUCUUCAAAUCGUUAUUUCAUUCCCGAAAUGCAUGGGCUGCAGAUAACACUCGGAAAAUCCGACUUUCUCAAAGCCGUCGAGUGUUCUGCAGCGGUACAGAAGCAUUUGGCCCAAUACGGCGGCUAUCUGUACAUGAUCACCGGCUUGAGAUUUUGCAACCAGAAAUCUGUCAUGGUUCGUCGUGAUGGGGGACUCGAGAUGCAAAACGAACUUGGUCUUGAUUGCGGUCCGGUCACGGUUGGUCCGCGCAUGCACUGGGCUCGUGGAAGCAUCUCGAGCCAGGAAAUGGCUGAAGUGGCAGAUGUCAUAUUUGCAAUCAAGGUCACGAAGCUCAAGUAUAGGAGGAGAUCUAUCAUUGUUGGGAAAGAGCAUCUUGUUGCGAAAGGAUAUUAUCACGGUGCAGAACUUGUGGGCGGUGGAAAUGCUAAGCCUGCGCUGGAGAAAGCAGAUGCUUUUGACGUGGACGUCGAGGAGGAUUUCGAUGGAGAAGAUGUGGAAGGAAGCUGGAAAGUCGAGCCCGAUGUAAAUUGGAUCGCGUCUGAGUAG
This is a messenger RNA of Beauveria bassiana ARSEF 2860, 822 nucleotides long. RefSeq lists its product as uncharacterized. NCBI's taxonomy places the organism in Eukaryota, Fungi, Ascomycota, Sordariomycetes, Hypocreales, Cordycipitaceae. The record is from RefSeq and is a predicted model, not a curated record. Bases 1 to 822 code for a protein of 273 amino acids. The transcript has a single exon.